CAAUUUGGAACUAUCCUCUAUCCUUAUGUGAAACAUCAUGCUGUGAAAGCAGUGUGCGGCAUUUGGUUCUUCUGAUUGCAUGUGAUCAACGGAGGUUUCUACAACGAAUAUGUAAUUUGCAUCACUCUACGGACCAUCCUAUUACAUUCCACCAUUUCUUUGGAGUGUUAUAUCGACUAGUAGAAACUAUCUAAACUCAGAAUGGCAAGUUUAAUAACACCAGACUGCAGAAUUAGAGUGAGCUCCGUACUCAACAAGGACGCCAAACAGUUCGGAAAGAAGCACCUCACAGACGGGGUUGAUGACACAUGUUGGAACUCUGAUCAGGGCACACCACAAUGGAUACACAUAGAGUUUCCAUCUCCUGUGCUACCUACGGAGCUUCAAAUGCAGUUUCAGGGUGGAUUUGUGGGCAAAGACGUCCAUUUGGAGUCGGUGGAUUCAACAGUUUCAAACAGCUUUGUCCGAGUUUGUGAUAUCUACCCCAGUGAUGACAACUCUACUCAAAGUUUUCCAGUGAAACUGCAAAAUCCAGUGGUGGCACUACGAAUUCUGUUUGGGUCGAGCACCGACAUGUUCGGAAGAAUUGUGUUGUAUAAGCUAGAUUGCCUAGGAUGAUAUCUGUGAAUGUUGUUAUAAUCUUAAUUAAAAUGUAUGUUUAGAUAGUGAUGUUUAUACUGUGUUGAGCAUGUAAUAAAAUAACCUCUCCUUCCAGUUUA
Messenger RNA from Ornithodoros turicata, 719 nucleotides. Its product is annotated as nuclear receptor 2C2-associated protein-like. The transcript is spliced from 4 exons. The coding region runs from base 202 to 618 and encodes 138 amino acids. The record is from RefSeq and is a predicted model, not a curated record. NCBI's taxonomy places the organism in Eukaryota, Metazoa, Arthropoda, Arachnida, Ixodida, Argasidae.